AUGAUUCAGUUCAAAAAUAUUGUUGUGGGCUUAGUCCUAUAUGGGAUGGUAAUAGUGAUUGACAGUCAAGUUGCCAACAACGAUUGCCCAGAUGCGCCAAUCUUCAAAUGCAACAAGAACGAUCUUACUUACGUAACGAUUGGAACUCACAAAUUGAAUUGUAUGAAUGAUGAACUGUGUAACAUCAAUAACUUUUAUCCAUGCUCUCCAUGCAUGGGUUGUAAUGAACAAUUCAGUUGUACUUCAAAUGACGAGAGUCACGUGGAAAUUCUAAAUAAGACAUAUGAGUGUCCUAAAUAUAAAAUUUGUAACAAAAAACCAGAACCGGGCAACUGUGAUCCUUGUGUAGAGUCAAAGUGCCAAGAACCUAUUUACAAGUGUGUUCCAAAUAAACCAUCUGUUGUCAUCAUUGGACAAAUGGAAAUGAAUUGCAAAACGGGCAGUAUUUGCAAUAAGAAUAACAAACAACCUUGUUCGCCAUGCAUCGAAAAUACAGGUGGUAUUACUGUUCCGGAAACAAAUACAACAUUCGUACUACCGGAUUGUAACGAUGGAUUGAGCGGAAGGAUGCCUUGCAGGUCAGGACCAGUAGGGGCAGACUACUACUUCAGAUGUAAGAAGAAGUGGUGUUGGUAUGAGCAGGAGAUGAUGCACUGCAGUCAGAUAUUUUCGGAUAAUACAUGCAAGCGAGAUUUCAGCGUGUGCAGACAACCGUAAUUGCAUAAAGUUUAUAAGAUAUU
Molecule: messenger RNA, 740 nt
Organism: Nicrophorus vespilloides
Lineage: Eukaryota; Metazoa; Arthropoda; Insecta; Coleoptera; Silphidae
Exons: 7
Coding region: 1-717 (238 amino acids)
Source: RefSeq, a predicted model, not a curated record